GAAAGUUGAGACGUAAACGUUGAACGUUGAAACUUGUUUUUUGAAGGCUGCUUUGUAAAUAGACAGUACCUUUGUAAUUUUUAUAAAAAUUUAUAACACAAAGUGAAGGAAUAGAGUUGUGACAAAAAUAAGUUAUUUUUUGGAGAUACUAACUACUACUACUAUUUAUUUUUAAUGAUUUCAAACUACAAGAUAUGGGUAAAACUAUUAAUAUAUUUCUCUGGGGCAUCUUGGCAGCGUCAGCAACUUGGAGCGUUUCGUUGUACCUCUACUGGUUGCUCAGUGUGAGCGGUUCUAAUAAAAUACAAAAUGCAGAACACAGAAUACAAUAUCAUUUAGUAAACUCAGAAGAAAAAUAUAGAUUGAAAAAUAAUGAUAAGUCUAUAGUUGGUUUAGAAGGAAAGAAUCUUUUGUAUGAUAACUUAAAAGCGAAUUCUAAAUAUUCAAGUAGGCUGUGGAAAAAUAAUAGAGAUCAUUCCGAGUACUUGAGAAAAAUGAUGCUCAAAGAGAAGUUUUCCCAGCAGUUUGGUCAGAAACCCCUUAAAUUGGAUAAAAGUCUGGAAAAUCAAAAUGGGUUAAUACGCAAUGAAGAAGAUGUAAGGAUAAGAGAAAAAGGAUACAUCUUACAUGCGUUUAAUACACUCAUCUCUCAGAGAAUUGGAAAUCAUAGACAGUUACCUGAUACAAGACAUAAACUGUGUAAAUCCAUGCAAUAUCCAGAGAGGCUACCUAAAGCAUCAAUAAUAAUUUGCUUUUACAAUGAGCAUUUUGAGACUCUCAUGAGGUCCAUACAUUCAAUAUUAGAUCGUACAGAACAAAGAUACUUAAAAGAGAUAGUAUUGAUUGAUGACUUUAGUGACAUAGAAAAUUUACAUACCGAUAUCCAAACAGCAGUUGAUAAGUUGAAUAAUAGAAUGAGAAAAGAGGAAGAAAUGAUUGAAACUAACAAUAUAGAUGUUGAAAAUAUUGUUGAUUAUAUUAAUGAUGAUAAUGGUGAGUUAAAAAAGACCACAGACCGUCAAGCAGCAAAAUUGUCUAAAAGUGGCUUAAAUAUUAGGCUAUUGAAAACUAGUAAGAGAGAAGGUUUAAUACGAGCAAGGUUGUAUGGAGCAGAUAAUAGUGUAGGAGAGGUACUUAUAUUCCUGGAUUCCCAUAUUGAGGUGAAUGAGAAUUGGCUACCCCCAUUGUUGUCACAAAUAUCCAUAGGAGUGAAUGGAGUCGAUACACGCUAUUCAUCAAAAGUUGUAGCUCCAAUGAUAGAUGUUAUUAAUGCAGACACAUUUGAUUAUACUGCAAGUCCAUUAGUUCGUGGUGGCUUUAAUUGGGGUCUGCACUAUAAAUGGGACAAUGUACCUAAAAGUAUCCUUAAAGAUGAUGCAGAUUUUGUAAAACCAAUUAAGUCGCCGACUAUAGCCGGUGGCCUCUUCGCUAUAUAUAGGGAAUAUUUCAAUAAAAUUGGUAAAUAUGAUUCUGGAAUGAACCUAUGGGGUGGAGAAAAUCUGGAAAUCUCGUUUAGGAUAUGGAUGUGUGGUGGGAAAUUGGAAUUAAUACCUUGCAGUCGUGUGGGUCACGUGUUCAGGAAACGCAGGCCGUAUGGCCUUGGUAAUAAAGAGGACUUUAUGCUACAUAAUUCUAUGCGAAUGGCGCGUGUGUGGAUGGACGAAUACGUUGAUAAAGUGAUCGAACACAACCCGGCAGCUGCUCACGUCUCCAUAGGUGAUAUUUCUGAACGUCAAAAACUUCGCCAGGACCUGAAAUGCAAGUCCUUCAAGUGGUAUCUUGAGAAUGUUUACCCAGAACUGGAGGGUGGGGAAGAUUCAAUAGCUAAGAAAAGGAUUCAAGCCCUCAAUGAUCCAGACAAGAACAAAUUUCAGCCGUGGCAUUCUAGAAAACGAAAUUACACAGAUUCUUAUCAAAUAAGAUUGAAGAACACGAGCCUUUGUAUACAAAGUGCGAAAGACAUCAAGACUAAAGGUAGUGGGCUCGUACUAGUGAACUGUAUUAGGAGUCUUAAUCAGGUUUGGUUUGAAACGGAUCGAAGUGAACUAGUAUUAGCACGUACACUGUGUCUCGAUGCUGUUAAUAAUGUAUCACCGUUACUUGGAAAGUGUCAUGAGCUGGGAAGUACACAGGAGUGGAAGCAUAAGGGUUCGGCUGGGAGCCCAAUUUAUAACGCAGCAGCUGGAAUGUGUUUGGGAGUCGAUCGCGCCUACCGAAAUGAACCUAUUUUGAUGGUAAUUUGCAACAACGACUCGAAAAAUCAAUGGGAUUUUAUUAGAUCGUAAACUAUGAUACUUUUAGUUAUAGAAGUAGUGAUUAAUUAACAUUUUGCAAUAUUCAUAUUCUGUUGUAUUGUAACUUCUCUACUGUAAUAUACGAAUCUCAUGUGAAUUUCAAAUUAAGUAUUAAGUUUUGAGACUAGAUUUAAUUCAGAUUAUUUAAUUAUUUUUUUAUUACACCUUUUACAGAAAACUAUAUUAACUGUUGUGUUAAUUUUACAACGAAUUAAGAGUUUAGUGAUGCUAAAUAGUCAAACUUAACCGUUUAGCUUAAACUAGCUUUUUUGAAGACUUUUUAAUAAUACAAUUACAUAAAUUGUGGAUUUGUUGAAAAUUAUAAUGCCUUACAAUAGUGUGCGACUCUCAACCCUGCGUAGUGUCGUAGGUUCGAUCCUCGGCCGUGUACCAAUGGACUUUCUGUUUAUGUGCUGUUCCUCGUACGGUAAAGGAAAACAUUGAAACCGGCAUGUCUCAAAUCCAAAUAUCGGUAGACAGAAGACUGAUCACCUACUUGUGUAUGGCGAAUGCUACACGCUCGAUAUUUAUCGUGAUAUUUAUCUUGUAUUUUUUUAGUAUACUACACACUCGAUACGAAUCGCGUCAGUACGACGGUAAAUUUCAUUGUGUACACUCGUACGUUUCGUAUUAUAAUAAUGAGUAACAAUAUUAAGAAAGCUUGCGUUGCUAUUAUAUUAGCGAUAGCAUUGAAAAAACGUAUAAAGCGAAAGAAAUGGGCGAAACAUUGGUUUCAAGAUAGAGAAAAAUAUACACAUCUGAAUUUAUUAAAUCAAAUUCGGGAAUACCAAGAAAUGGACGACUAUCAAUCGGCUUUUCAUUUUUAUUCAAAAAUUUCAGCAUAUGAAAUACCCAAGACUUUGGAUUGUAUACAUUUUCAGCUGCAGCACCCGAUCGCUUCGAAUCUGUUAUUUUUUUUAAUUCUUUUCUAUAGUUCGAUUUUAAUGAAUUGAUCUUGGCAAUCACGUCUUUAGCUGUCGCGCCUGGUUUAAUUUUCUUAAAAAUUUGAAGCAGCUGCUCAUACGCAUUCACCCUUUUCACUUUAUUAGUUAUGUUUGCAUUUGAGCUGUCCCAUAUCUCAGGUAGUGUUUCUAAUACAAGUAUAAAUUCUUUCAAGUGUUUUUGGUCGUUUGUUUGAAGUGCGGCGAUAAUUGAUACGGAUCGCUGGAUUUCUAGAAAUCUAAAAAUCCACGAUCCGUAUCAAUUAUCGUCGAUAAAUAUCGAGCGUCUAGUCUCUGGUCGAUAUUUAUCGCGUCACAAUUAAUUCUGCCAGCGAUGGAAGAGGACGCGCAUAUUGAGUCGGCGCCCGCCGCACUUCAAACAAACGACCAAAAACACUUGAAAGAAUUUAUACUUGUAUUAGAAACACUACCUGAGAUAUGGGACAGCUCAAAUGCAAACAUAAUUGAUAAAGUGAAAAGGGCGAAUGCGUAUGAGCAGCUGCUUCAAAUUUUUAAGAAAAUUAAACCAGGCGCGACAGCUAAAGACGUGAUUGCAAAGAUCAAUUCAUUAAAAUCGAACUAUAGAAAAGAAUUUAAAAAAAUAACAGAUUCGAAGCGAUCGAGUGCUGCAGCGGAAAAUGUGUACAAUCCAAAGUCUUGGGUAUUUCAUAUGCUGAAAUUUUUGAAUAAAAAUGAAAAGCCGAUUGAUAGUCGUCCCUUUCUUGGUAUUCCCGAAUUUGAUUUAAUAAAUUCAGAUGUGUAUAUUUUUCUCUAUCUUGAAACCAAUGUUUCGCCCAUUUCUUUCGCUUUAUACGUUUUUUCAAUGCUAUCGCUAAUAUAAUAGCAACGCAAGCUUUCUUAAUAUUGUUACUCAUUAUUAUAAUACGAAACGUACGAGUGUACUCAAUGAAAUUUACCGUCGUACUGACGCGAUUCGUAUCGAGUGUGUAGUAUACUAAAAAAAAUACCAGAUAAAUAUCACGAUAAAUAUCGAGCGUGUAGCAUUCGCCUAUGAAAUAAUGAUCAAAGAAACGAAUGAAAUCUGAGUCCAUAUAUGGAUGUAGUGCUAAAGCUACGGUUUCCUAGAAAAGCGGUGCCGUUAACUAACGGCCAUCAUUUUACGGUUGUUAUUAACGGUCGUCUUUACGGUAGCCAAGCUGUGGUUCCUAGUAGUGCGACCGUAUUUUUGAAGUGUUAUGCCAAUUUCGUUCUACAAAUUUUGCUUCAUCUGAGCUUGUCUGUACUCUUUGGAUUUGAUAUUGUACAAAGCUUCAUGAUUUUUAACAAAAU
Pieris napi is the source of this 4525-nucleotide messenger RNA. Its product is annotated as polypeptide N-acetylgalactosaminyltransferase 35A-like. Lineage: Eukaryota; Metazoa; Arthropoda; Insecta; Lepidoptera; Pieridae. The transcript is spliced from 11 exons. Gene Ontology annotation, biological process: regulation of Notch signaling pathway. Gene Ontology annotation, cellular component: Golgi apparatus. The record is from RefSeq and is a predicted model, not a curated record. Gene Ontology annotation, molecular function: Notch binding. The coding region runs from base 195 to 2285 and encodes 696 amino acids.